This is a messenger RNA of Mucor mucedo, 942 nucleotides long. RefSeq lists its product as uncharacterized. The record is from RefSeq and is a predicted model, not a curated record. The transcript is spliced from 3 exons. Lineage: Eukaryota; Fungi; Mucoromycota; Mucoromycetes; Mucorales; Mucoraceae. The coding region runs from base 1 to 942 and encodes 313 amino acids.
AUGGAACCUCAACAAGGAAAUAUGCAGGCAGCUAUAAUGAACCAUGGACAUCUUGCCAUGCCUAGUAAUGUUAUGCCCAAUCAAUGGCAUCAGCCUCAGAUAAUGGAAAAUCAAACCAAUUAUGGACAAGGAUACAGUACUCAAAUAUUUAAUGGACAAUUGGUCUACAUCCCAAAUCAUUCACAACAAGUCUUGAUGCCUGUACAACAUUAUAGCAAACCAUCUGAACAGCCAUCGAUCCCUAAUAUUCCAAAUCCUAUAUCACAAAACACUCUCAUGCCAGCCGAAAAAACUGAAGUUACCCAAGUUUUACCCGCUGCUCCAUAUGGGAUAUCAAGAAAAAUUAUAAUAAAAUCAUCAAAAACAAGAUCAUCAGCCAAACCUCCAGCUCCACCUGUCACCACUAUUGAACCCAACCUCAACAUUCCACCAAUUUUAGCUGAAGAACCAAUGAUCGAGGACCGAGUAAAACCUAAAAGUACAUCACUAAAACGAACCAUUCGUCAACGAAUCAACGAAUCUGGAUAUGAUAUUGCAUCUGAUAUGCUCGACAGAACAGCAGGGAUAAGUUUUAAGCAACUCUUUAACGUCAUUCCUUCAUUGCAAACCCGUUUCAACAAAGACAGAAAAAAUAAAAUUAAACAAUUCGUAAUCUCCGCUACCGCACAUCCACAUUCAUUUGCAAAUCUAAAUCAAAAUGAAGAUGAGGGAAUUACUGCCUUACGCUGUUUAAUGCAAAUUGAAUCCGAAGAAGAAUCUGAAGUCGAGGAUGAAUCCGAAGAGGAAGCUGAAUUGAUGACUAUCACCAAUGAUUUUCAUUGUAUUACCACCAAGGAGGAUAGCCAAGUACAAAACAAGGAUAGUCGUAUACAAAUCAAGAAAGGCGGAAACCUUAUUAUACUUGCAAAAUCCAAUGUUCCUAUAAACUUAAACUUGCCUUAA